Lodderomyces orthopsilosis Co 90-125 is the source of this 831-nucleotide messenger RNA. It is a transcript of the gene RAS1, whose product is annotated as Ras family GTPase. Gene Ontology annotation, cellular component: plasma membrane. Gene Ontology annotation, molecular function: GDP binding; GTP binding; GTPase activity. The record is from RefSeq and is a predicted model, not a curated record. Bases 1 to 831 code for a protein of 276 amino acids. Gene Ontology annotation, biological process: signal transduction. Lineage: Eukaryota; Fungi; Ascomycota; Pichiomycetes; Serinales; Debaryomycetaceae. The transcript has a single exon.
AUGUUGAGAGAGUAUAAAUUGGUAGUAGUAGGUGGAGGUGGUGUUGGUAAAUCUGCAUUAACCAUUCAAUUGAUUCAAUCGCAUUUUGUUGAUGAAUAUGACCCCACUAUUGAGGACAGUUACCGCAAACAAUGUACUAUUGAUGGUGAACAAGUAUUAUUGGAUAUUUUGGAUACUGCCGGACAAGAAGAAUAUUCCGCCAUGAGAGAGCAGUACAUGAGAACUGGUGAAGGGUUUCUUUUAGUGUAUUCUAUAAAUUCGAGAAAUUCUUUGGAGGAAUUGCAAACUUUUUAUGAACAAAUUUUACGUGUUAAAGAUAGUGAUCAAGUACCGGUAUUAGUUGUGGGAAACAAAUGUGAUUUGGAAAUGGAAAGACAAGUUAGUUAUGAAGAGGGUCAGGCAUUGGCCAAUAGUUUCAAUUGUCCGUUUUUGGAAACUUCAGCUAAAUUGAGAAUCAAUGUUGAAGAAGCGUUUUUUGAUUUGGUUAAGUAUGUUCGAGCUAGUGAAGAAGCGGAAAGACAACAACGCUUGAAAGAUGAAGGUGUAUCGCCACAACAGCAAGAACAACAAAAUAAACAACAAGCGCAACAAUAUCAACAACAGCAAUCAUCACAAUCGCAACAACCGCAAGUACUGCAGCAACAACAAUCUAAUGGUGUAGCGGUCGGUGGCGGUGCUACUGGUGCAGGAACCGCUGGUGGUAGAGCUUCUCCCGGUGGAGGCGCGGCGCAAAGAGCCAAUGGGGCUGGACAAAGCAAUUCUCGAAAGCAACAAUCUCAACAAACUUCUGGUGGGGAAAAGUCGAAAUCAGGAUGUUGUGUAAUCGUCUAA